CUGAAAAGUGUAUGACAAGGAUUCCCGAUGAAGAACAGCGACCUGACGACUGCCCCAUUGGGUGGGUAGUUUUGUAUGAAUACCCUUUCAAGAUUGGGUACUCCCUUCCCUUCAACUCCCUCAUGACUCAACUCUUAACUGUCAUGCAAGUCAGUCCAGGCCAAAUUAUGCCACUUAUUUGGCGUGUAGUUCAUGUAAUUGACAAAUUGGCCCAAGACUCAAAUGUAGACUUCACCCUAGAAGACCUUCUAUACAUGUACGACAUUAAAAGAGUAGAGGUGUCUAGGUACACUUUUUUCUUAAAACCAGGAAAACCAUCUUUGGUGGAAAACUCUGGGGCUAAUGACAGGGGAUGGAAGAAAAGAUAUUUUUUUGUAGAGAAGAAUUCUUUGGGAAAGAGCUUUGAAUACUUACGUGACGGAUGGAAUUCCGAAGGUAAUUAUCUUCUCAUCGAAUAUAUUUUCUUGUUUAUGCUGUUGACGUCGUCUAAUUUCCCUUGUGAUUGCAGAAAUUCUGCCCUUGCCCGUCGAAGAUACGUCUCUUAGCAAAGCCAAAAUCAACCAACUCCUCAAGAAAUAUUCUCCUUAGGAAAGAACAUUCUGCAACAAGUUUGAACUGACGUCGUCGGAAGGAGACGUCCUGCCCCAAUCUACAGAAGAACAUACUACCAACACCAGUCCCUCUAUGGCGUCAGGUAAUGUGUCUUUUAUACUUGUCCCGUCAUUUUUUCUUCAUUUUUUUUUUUUUGUUAAACUGACAUCACCAAACGUCCUCCUGAAAACACCAUGUCUACCAGAUCAAAAACCCCCACUGUUGGCCUCUCUGAAGCGGAAAUGUUGGAACGGGCCAGAAAGAGGAAACAGGCCGCAAGUGCCUCUGCAGUGACGCCGUCAUCCAUGGGCGCUCCCAAGAUUGCUAGGACGGCACCUCCAACAGAAACCCCCAAACCUGUCAAGACGCCUCUUGGAGAAGGAGAAACCUUUACCAUCUCCCUUCCCAAGAACUUCUGUGAGAUCACUGCUCCGACAAUCUUCCCGUCGGCGGAGAAGCUGGCGUUCCCUGCACCUCAACGUCGCCUAGCCAGUUUGCCCUUGCUUACAGUGGCGAACGAAGGAUUGGCCCUGCAAAUACAUGCGUCACAACAUUCUCUGGCCCUACGUUCUGCUGCCCUCACUUUGGAGAAGGAGUGCAAGACACUCCGCGAAAAGUUGGACCGGUCUUCGGCGUCAUUGACAGCGGCAGAAAAGAAGGUGACGGAGCUGUCCGAGGAGCUGGCUAAAGAGAAAGGUCAGAACGUCAGCCAUGUGAUCAGCCUGGCGUCGAUGAAGGAGGAGACAGACGCCACGAUCGCUAGCCUCCGUGAAGAACUGAUGGACGCCGCUAGCCGAUACACCUGGAAGACCAAGGCGAGGCUGAUGAAGCAGUUCUUAGAGGGACAGACGUCGAAGUGGACGCCAGAGGCAGACAUCCAGCAAUUCCUAGAGGUGUUUGGGACGCCAGAAGAUUUGAUUCCUGAAGGCGAGGGCAACGCCGAUGUUAUGGCGACAGCAGAUUCAGGCGUCCACACUAAAAUUGAUGGCGCCACUUAA
This is a messenger RNA of Beta vulgaris subsp. vulgaris (sugar beet), 1589 nucleotides long. RefSeq lists its product as uncharacterized. NCBI's taxonomy places the organism in Eukaryota, Viridiplantae, Streptophyta, Magnoliopsida, Caryophyllales, Amaranthaceae. The record is from RefSeq and is a predicted model, not a curated record. The coding region runs from base 786 to 1589 and encodes 267 amino acids. The transcript has 2 exons.